This is a messenger RNA of Mobula hypostoma (lesser devil ray), 2268 nucleotides long. Its product is annotated as nucleolar transcription factor 1-like. The coding region runs from base 1 to 2268 and encodes 755 amino acids. NCBI's taxonomy places the organism in Eukaryota, Metazoa, Chordata, Chondrichthyes, Myliobatiformes, Myliobatidae. The record is from RefSeq and is a predicted model, not a curated record. The transcript is spliced from 20 exons.
AUGUCUAAGAACGGAAAAAAUGGGAAGGACGACAAACCUCCGGUUAGACCGAAAGAGUGGCCAAAAGAGGAUCUCCUGGGCCUAUUGAACAGCAUGAGAACCAUGGUUCCUACCAAUGAUGUGAUGAAGUUUAAAACAACAGAGUCACAUAUGGACUGGAAUAAGGUGACCUUCUCACAUUAUACAGCAGAAAUGUGUAAACAGAAGUGGUCGGAGAUCUCACAUGAGGUGAGAAAGUUUCGCACUUUAUCAGAAUUGAUUCUGGAUGUCCAAGAAAACGUGAAAAAUCCCUAUAAAGGGAAGAAACUCAAGAAUCAUCCUGAUUUUCCCAAAAAGCCUCUCACACCUUAUUUUCGAUUCUUCAUGGAGAAAAGAGCCAAGUAUGCAAAGCUUCAUCCUGAAAUGAGUAACUUGGACCUGACUAAAAUUCUUUCCAAGAAAUAUAAGGAGUUGCCAGAGAAGAAAAAGAUGAAAUAUAUUCAGGAGUUUCAGAAAGAGAAAGAAGAUUUUGAACAGAGUAUGGCCCGCUUCAGAGAGGAUCAUCCUGAACUACUUGAGAGUGUAAAGAGAACAGAUGUUCCAGAAAAACCUAAAACACCACAGCAGUUGUGGUAUCUUCAUGAGAAGAAGGCAUUCAUGAAGAUGCAUCCAAAGGCCACUAUGAAGGAUGUUAAAGAGGCACUGGGUAAGCAGUGGUCCCAGCUGUCUGACAAGAAAAGACUCAAGUGGAUUGGAAAGAGCUUAGAGCAGCAAGAACUGUAUGAGGAAGCUAUGAGAGAUUAUGUUUUACGUCACCCUGAACAAAGCAUCAGUCUGGAUGAUUUGACCAAGAAUACUCUGACCAAAGCAGAAAGACAGCUCAAGGAUAAGUUUGAUGGUCGACCCACAAAACCACCUCCAAAUGGUUAUUCUCUUUAUUGUGCUGAACUGAUGUCCAACAUGAAAGAUAUUCCAAGCACAGAACGCAUGGUUCUUUGCAGCAAGCAAUGGAAGAUGUUGUCUCAGAAAGAGAAGGAUGCGUAUCAGAAACGAUGUGAACAGAAAAAGAAAGAAUAUGAAAUUAAUCUUCAUCGCUUUUUGCUGAGCCUUCCUGAGCAUGAACAGCAAAGAGUCCUGUCUGAGGAAAAGAUGACUGGAUUAAACAAAAAAACAGCAAGCAACCUAAAGCAGGGUGGAGUGAGAGGUGUCCCUUCAUCUCCUUCAGAUGCCACAAAGACAACUACUGACAAACCAAAGCGUCCAAUCUCUGCCAUGUUCAUUUUUUCGGAAGAGAAGCGCAAGAAGUUGCAAGAGGAGGAGCCAGAACUCUCGGAAAGUGAACUGACACGAAAAUUGGCCAGGAUGUGGACUGAGCUCUCUGAGAAGAAAAAGGAAAAAUAUCGACAAAUGGAGGCAGUGGCAAAAGCUGAAUUGGAGCAGAAAAGGCAGAGCUAUGGAAAAGGCUUUGCUGUCCGUGGAAAACUGCCAGAACCACCCAAGACUGCAGAAGACAUCUGGCAACAGAAUGUGAUUGGCGAUUAUCUGGUCAAGUACAGGAAUGACCGCACUAAGGCUUUAAAAGCAAUGGAGGCAACUUGGAGUGCGAUGGAGAAAAAGGAAAAAUUAAUGUGGAUUAAAAAGGCCGCUGAGGAUCAAAAGCGAUAUGAGAAAGAACUGAGUGAAGUACGAACACCAGCUACAAAUGUGAACAAAAAAAUAAAAUUUGAGGGGGAACCAAAAAAGCCACCAAUGAAUGGCUAUCAGAAAUUUUCCCAAGAACUACUUACAGGUGGUGAACUGAACCAUUUGAAUCUCAAAGAUCGGAUGGUGGAGAUUGGGAAAAGAUGGCGGAAAGUUUCUCAGGCUCAAAAGGAUCGUUAUAAAAAGAUGGCUGAAGAACAACAAUGUCAGUACAAAAUCAAUCUAGAAGCCUGGCUUAAGAGCAUAUCCCCACAAGAGAGGGCGGCAUAUAAGGAAUACACUUCAAAUAAGCGCAAAGGUAUUGCAAAAGUAUCCAGUUCAAAUCCCAAAAUGAAAGUCGCUAUACCACAGAAUGCAAGUGAAACAGAGGACUCUGAGGAGGAGGAGGAGGAUGAGAAUGAGGAAGGAAAGGCCAACUCUUCAGAUUCUGAUGAUUCAUCAGGUUCAGACAGUGAUGAAGAGACUGAAGAGGAUGAUGAUGCAGAUGAGAAUGCAGAUGAAGAUGAGGAUGAAGAGGAAGAUGAAAACCAAUCCGACAGCAGCAGCAGUUCUUCAUCUGAAGAGUCUUCUGACUCAGACUCUGACUGA